UGUGUGAAAUCAGGUUUAUGCAGAUCUCGACACUAUUUCAACCAGGGUGGAUCCGUGUGUGCUUUCCCAUUCCUUGAAGCGUUUAUAGUGCCGCACCCUGUCUUCUGUGCGUAAAACCUCCCACGUAGGGUACAUCAUCACACACCACGUUUCCCCCAGCAGCGGGACAAGCGGAGGAGAACGGUUCACCUCACGGACAGGUUGGACACAGAGAUGGGAGUGGAGCGGCGGGUUUUCUGCCUAUGACACGGACACCCCGGGCGGGAAGGAUGGCUAUAACCAGCCGGGAAAUGUUGUGCUUGAUCGGAAGCGCCUGGCUCUGGCUGCCGCUGUUGGCGGAGGUGUUGGCUGAGGACAGCUACUUAAAUGAGGUGCAGAACUCAGUGCCUCUGUCCUGCUCCGAGGGCUUCACAGAACUGGGAUAUUACAACGGCACCGUGUCCCAGACAGACUCUGGCGCCCCCUGUCUUAAAUGGACCGAGUUCCCAGACUACGUCAUGCAGUAUCCAGGCCGAGGGCUGGGCGACCACAGCUACUGCAGGAACCCGGACCGAGAGUCCAACCCCUGGUGUUUCUUCAGACAAAACUCAGGAGCCAUAGGAUGGGCCUACUGCGACUGCCACCAGGGUGCUGCCCGUCUGGUCGGCAGCUCGUCCUCCAACAGUGGGCGUGUUGAGGUUUACCUGAACGGGCAGUGGGGGGCCGUGUGCGACUCUCACUGGACAGACAGAGACGCCAGUGUGAUCUGCAGGCAACUGGGCCUGGGUGACAUUGGCACUGUGCUGCAGCACUCACAGUUUGGCUCCGGCUCCGGCCUCUUCCACUAUGAGCGACUGGGUUGCCGUGGUGACGAGAACACCCUGAGUACCUGCCGGAGCAGGAAGUUUGUCACCGGCGACUGCAGCCAUGGAAACGAGGCAGCAGUGCUGUGUGCGCCGCCGGAAGGCAGCGGCCCUCCACUGCGACUGGUCGGAGGCGAGGAAGACUUUGAAGGUCGAGUGGAGGUGUUUCACGCAGGAAGGUGGGGGUCCAUCUGUGAUGACCAGUGGGACGACAGCGAUGCUGAGGUGGUGUGCAGACAGCUUGGUUUUGGGGGUGUGGCGAAGGCCUGGUCAUGGGCGCACUUCGGUCAGGGUUCAGGCCCGAUCCUACUGGAUGCCGUGAAGUGCACAGGAAACGAGGUCUUCCUGGAUCAGUGUCCCCAUGGGGACUGGGAGCAGCACAACUGUGACCACAUGGAGGAUGCUGGAGUUUCCUGCAGUCCUUAUACAGAUGGUGUGGUGCGUCUAGUGGAAGGGGACAGUCCCUGGGAGGGUCGGGUUGAAGUCUUCCACAACGGCGACUGGGGGACAGUGUGUGACGACCACUGGACACAGCAGCAUGCAGAGGUGGUCUGCAGACAGCUGGGCUACAGGGGUCAUGCUGAGGUUGUAUCAGAUGGGACAUUUGGCGAGGGUGUCGGUCUGAUUCUCCUGGAUGACGUCCACUGUGAAGGAUCUGAGACCUCCCUGCUGGACUGCCAACAUGGGAUCUGGGGCCGGACUGACUGCUCCCACAGUGAGGAUGUCGGCGUUCGCUGCAGGGGCCGAUCCAGCCAAGACACCAAUGAGGUGCUGGUUAUCGCACCUUCCACAGGUCCCCUGGUGCGUCUUGUGGGUGGCAGCAGCAGGAAGGAGGGUCGAGUCGAGGUGUAUCUCCAUGGUGACUGGGGGAGUAUUUGUGACUCAGGCUGGAAUGACCUGAAUGCAGCUGUGGUGUGCAGACAGCUUGGACACAGUGGCGGAGCGGUGGCAGCCAGAGGGUUUGGUCAGGGGAAAGGACCCGUCCACCUGGACCAGGUGAGGUGCACAGGGAAGGAGGAAUUCUUAGGAGAGUGUCCCUCCCUGGGCCAGAGCAUCCAGGGCUGCAGACGAAGGGAGGAUGCAGGGGUGAAGUGUGAUGUCAGGCUGCAAGAGUCACCGUUACGGGCCAAACCUCAAGAGCUGAGCUGUGGGCUGAGGAAGCUGGUGGAGGAAGAGAGCAAGAGGAGGCAUCAAGGAGGAGAAAACAUGAUCAGAACCACAUGGCCAUGGCAGGUGUCAGUGUGGCUUAAGACCCAAAGAGAAGGGGGUGGCCCUCUCUGCAGCGGCACUCUGAUCAGCCCUUGCUGGGCCCUGACGUCUGUGUACUGUGUCAGCAGGUUUGGCAGCGAUCCGUCCAGGUACGUGGUCCGUGUCGGGGCGUCGGCACAGACUCUCACCCCAGAGAAGGUUGUGGUCCACAGGAAGUUCAAGGGUCAGAGCGGAGGUCAUGAUUUGGCUUUGCUGAAGCUGCCCAGCGCCAAGGGUCAAUGUCUGACCUUUGAUCCAAACACUAACGCAGCAUGCCUUCCUGCUGCAGACACAGCAUCUAGGGGACAUGCGCCAGCUUCUUGUGUUGUCAUGGUUACAACCAGCUGGACAGGACCAGACUCAGUUCUUGCAUCCUGGGUCCCUCUGAUGUCAUCUUGGCAGUGUAAAAAGCGCUACGGCGACAGUUUCUCCAGCCACGGCACCGUGUGUGCUGGUCAGGGGGAGGCGGGUCGAUGGGUCCUCACUGGGGUUGUUGCCGGGGGUUACGGCUGCUCUAACCCGUCUUCUCCUGCACUCUACACUCGAGUCAGCCGCUUCAGAAACUGGAUUGAUGAGGUCAUCAACACACACCUAGAGGAGCCGCACACACACACACAAGAAGAUCUGACACACACUCACAGUGAGAGCAAAGAAAAAUACUCCCACAUGCACGGCAAGCUCGACAACACACACAGUCAUCAACAAACAAAUGAAAUCAAUGAAAUGAAACAAACACGCACACACACUCACCACUCACACACUAAAAGCACGCAUACCCACUAUGUAGGGGAAUCAGACACAAACACGCAAAUUCUGGCCUGACUGAGGCCGCGCCAUUGGCUUACCAUCUGUGCCAUGUGACCGCCUGAGGAGGAGGGUGGAAGGAAGACGAAACUUAACAGCAAUUAAAACAAAACAAUCAAACAAAAAAAUUAAGAUGCUCCUAACUUAAGUCAGUACAAACAGCCAUCUCUGUGCUCAUUCAAAUCCGAACUCAGUGUUGUGAAGUGUUUGCGGGUGAGUACUGCAGUGUGGGCAAACCCGAGCGGCAGAGUGUGUGGGUGAUUCGUGGUGCUUUACUUGUGAGUUAACAGCCCAUUAAGAAGUCGAGCCUGGCGGAUUUCUCAGCACGCUGAUCAUGGGCCUUUCACCGAGAGCGAAAU
This is a messenger RNA of Monopterus albus (swamp eel), 3253 nucleotides long. Its product is annotated as neurotrypsin-like. Gene Ontology annotation, cellular component: membrane. Gene Ontology annotation, molecular function: serine-type endopeptidase activity. The record is from RefSeq and is a predicted model, not a curated record. Gene Ontology annotation, biological process: proteolysis. Lineage: Eukaryota; Metazoa; Chordata; Actinopteri; Synbranchiformes; Synbranchidae.